AUGGAAGUGGAUAGUAACGUUGACGCAAAUAAUGUAACUUCCGGACCAGGGUCUGUAUCAGUACUUCUGCAUCCACUUGUUAUUCUAAAUAUUUCGGAGCAUUGGACGCGUAACAAAGUGAAGGAAAAUUCAACUGCUGUUACAGUCUAUGGAGCUUUGCUUGGUAAACAAGAAAGUCACCAUAUUGAAAUUUCUAAUUCAUUUGAGUUACUACUAGAUGAGCCCCAUCUAACCGUCAACUCUGAAUUUUAUACUACUCGAGAAUCCCAGUGUAAACAAGUUUAUCCUGACCUAGAUAUAGUUGGAUGGUAUACUACCGGUGGACCUAUCGAUGAAAAAGAUGAAAUGCUCAACAGACAAAUGCAAGAACUUAAUGAGUCACUCCUCAUAUUAAAAUUAGAUCCCCUUCAAACAUGUGGAGAGAAUCUACCUAUCCGAGUAUAUGAAUCAGUGGUGGACAAUGAUGGGAGAGUUCACUUUAGACAGGUAUUGUAUACUUUGGCAACUGAUGAAGCAGAACGUAUUGGUGUAGACCAUGUUGCACGUAUUUCAAUGUCAUCCACUGGUCAAGCAUCAUCUAUGACCGCUGAACAUCUUCUAGGAAACUAUCAAGCUAUUCAAAUGUUAAGCAGUCGCUUGCAACUAAUUAGAGCCUAUGUGGCUGCUGUAGCAGCAGGAGAAUUACCACAGAAUAGAGCGAGACUGAGAGAAAUUAAUGCUUUAGUCAAACGAAUCCCACUUAUGCGUUCAACUUCAUCUACUGAACAAAAUGAUCACUUAUAUCGUCAAGCCAAUGAUGUUUGUCUAACAGCACUGCUCGCUAGCAUAACCCAAGGGCUACAUACGCUUUAUGGAUGUAUGUCUAAGACAGCGCAUGUUGUAGACCGUCGAACUAUAAUGUUAAAUGUAUCAAGUGCAGCUAUCAGUUCAUGUCCAAGUCGUCUUACCAAAGCUGCGCAUGUAAUAGGAAAUUCUAACUAGAAAGAAGAGGAAAAUAUUCAACAUGUGACUGUUAUCAAUAGAGUAAUUAACCUGUACAUGAUAAAUUCAAGUUUUUUUUAUUGAUUCACAAUACUAAGAUAUCGUUUAUAUUAAAUUAUACUUUUUCUUGUACCUCCAACUGUAUAUGAUCAUAUUAUAUGAUGAAAGGAUUUCUUCACUUUUUCCAUCACUAAAACAAGUUAAUACUGUUGUUGUCAACUGCAGGCUUCCCCAAUUAUUUUAAAAGAAAUAUGAUUACUAGGCGUUUCUCUUCAAGGAAUGAAUUCGUGAAAGAUCGACACUAUUCCUAAACUUCUUCUCCUAGUAUAUGUUUGAUAUUUUUUAUUAACGCAUCGAAUUUAUCCUCUCUUGAGAUACUCUUUCAAUUAUAUACGAUGUUACUUAUUGAGUUGCAUUUCAAGCACGAUUGUUUUUUUUUAAACCCAUAAUCACAUCAAGACAGACGACCACUGGCAUACAUUUUAAAUUGGUGAAAAAUGAAUACUUUUAAGCAUAGUAAAAUCCUUUCUUAUUUAUACUGGUUUUAUUCAUUUAGAUGGAUGAACACAUC
Molecule: messenger RNA, 1552 nt
Organism: Trichobilharzia szidati
Lineage: Eukaryota; Metazoa; Platyhelminthes; Trematoda; Strigeidida; Schistosomatidae
Source: the annotation of a GenBank genome assembly